Molecule: messenger RNA, 1499 nt
Organism: Pollicipes pollicipes
Lineage: Eukaryota; Metazoa; Arthropoda; Thecostraca; Pollicipedomorpha; Pollicipedidae
Product: XK-related protein 6
Exons: 9
Coding region: 249-1499 (416 amino acids)
Cellular component (GO): membrane
Source: RefSeq, a predicted model, not a curated record
CGAAGAACCAUAGGAAUUGUGGUCACCGUUUUUUGCGGGGCUGCAGUUUUCUGCAAAAUUCUGUGCCUUGUGUCCUGGAUAAGGUGGACGCCUUUAUGAUAAGGGUCGUGAGUGCGGUGGUUUUGUGCGUGGAUUCUGACAACAAAAGUUACAGCGACAUAGAAUAGAGCUUUAGCGCGGUUGCGCGUUUGUGGAUUAAGUGGCGAUGAAAAGGCACCGGUGUAUGAAAUUGAAGUGAAUUUAAUGACAUGGAAAUUGUGGACAAAAAGAAGCAACGUGAGGAGGAAGACAAAAGACCACAAGUCACCUUUAAUAACUGGGAUCAAGCAUUUCUUAUUCUUUCAAUAGGGGCAUACAUUUUCAAUAAGAUAAUUGACGUGGUGCUGAUCCACACGUACCUGAGCUCGGGCGACCUGACCUGGGGCCUGCUGACUGUGCUGAUCGUGGUGGUGCCCCAGGCGCUGGUGCACGUCAUCUCGUACCGCUGGCACGUGCACGACCAGGAGGCCACCACCAGCCUGCUGGUCGUGCACUGCUGCCAGCUGGGCCUCUUUCUUAGGCUUGUGAGUCAGUUUUCCGAUGGUCGGCGUAUGCGCCGUACAAAGUCCUACGACGAUUCAAUGGUGUACCUGCAGCAGAGCAGUGACGUCAGCAUGCUGCAGCUGUUCCUCAGCUACCUGGAGUCGGCGCCGCAGCUGCUACUGCAGGUCUACGUCACCUCGUCCAGGGACGGCUGGCAGCUGGUGCAGGCUGUCAGCGCGGCGCUCUCGCUCCUCUCGCUGGCCUGGAGCAACGCCUCGUACGCCAAGUGGAUGCGCAAGUCCCGGGGCGACAAGCGGCCGCUGGGCUGGACGGCUGCCACCCUGCAGCUGCUCUGGCGCCUGUGUCUCCUGCUGGCGCGCACGUCCGCUCUGCUGGCGUUCUCGCUGCUGUACUCCGGCUGGGUGCUGCUGCUGCUGGCCGUCCGCUGGCUGCUGAUGACUGGCUGGGUGCUGGCCCAGCGCACCGACCUCUUCCCCACGCCCGCCGAGGAGCGACUCUUCAACACCGUCGUCGGCGCCAUCUACUGCUUCUCCUUCUUCAACGUCAAGGAGACGCCGGCCCGCUGGCGCAUGCUUGCCUUCUACGCGCUGACGUUCGCCGAGAACGGCGUCCUGGCGAUGCUCUUCUUCUUCUACUGGCCGCGCCCCGGCGACUGGCUGUACUUGGCGCUGCUGGUGAACAUCCCCGCCGGCAACCGUCCUGGUGGCCAUCCCGGCAACGGCGUCAGCAUGGGCAACAGCACGAGCGCACCCGACUACGAGAACCGCGCCUACUUCCUGAUGUGGCUGGCGCACAACUACUGGAGUGCCGUGGUGGAUAGGUUCACGCCGGACGCGCGCUUUGCGGGCCGCAUGAGUGGCCGCUUCGAGGACCGGCCGUGCCCGGGCUGCUGUGAGGAGAGCAUUUGCAUGGACAACACCUGCACACUGGACGACCCGUGCUUCUUCGCGUGGUGA